GCGAACAGAAGCGAAACUUGAAAUUGUCUUUUUAUGGUGUUGGUUGAGCUGAGGUAACUCGUGAAAAAAAGACACAGAUAGAAAGAUAGGUGGAUAUAGACGAGAAAGAUCAAAGAAGCUUCAACAAAUUGCAAGCAUGAACCUGCCUGCUUGACGACCUUCAGGAAAGCUUCAGAAAGUGACCUAAAUGAUCAAAAACACGACGAUUCUUCCUCAGUAACACUUGGCCUUCUUAGGGUUUCCUGAUGAUCUCAUAAUACUUGGCAAAUGAUCUCUGCGCAUGAAGUAAGGCUACUUAAAACCUAGAGACAGGAGUGCGGUGAGUCCUAUUCAAGAUGGAGUCAGUCAUAUUGUAAUGCUACUUCCAAAUUUUUCCAGAUACAUGUUAAACUCCCCCAUAUGAUACCAGCUGAUACUUCCACAUGCAGAAUUGUUUCUCUGAAGUAACAUCAAAUGUUCAAGUGAAGCCAUUUUUCUUAUAUAAGUUAUUGAUGAACUGCCAUUUGCUUUGGAAAAGAUGCAUGGGUUCUCCACCGUUGAUGGCUUCGUGGAGAUAACUGAAUGCUUGGCAGAGAUGAUUAAAUACAUUGCAAAUGAACCCUCAGUAGGGCUUUUCUAUGUUCAGCAGCAUACUCAAAAUGCGGUGCCCAACACCAUUACUCUCAAGAAUAAUGUUGUGGAUAAAUCUCGAGAGAUGACUUUGCACGCCGAAGAUUCAGAGGAUUCUAUCUCCAUGGUGAAGUCAAUGAAAGAAUGUGGAUUCCCCAUCGCAGAUGAGAUGAUUAGAGACAUCAAGAAAUCUCUAGUGAUCAUGUCUACAAAACAACCAAGAAGAGGGUUAAUCCAUAACCCAGCUUCAGGUUUUCAGAUGGGAAGAACUAGCUCCUGGGGCCCAGCCACUUGGGGUCGUACUGCAGUGUUUGCCCAAGAGGAUAAGGAAAGAAGAAGUAGUUAUUUUCAAUCUGUCUUUAAGUCAGCAAAACAAAAAGCCAGCAACUUCAAGUGGCCACAACUUGAUCCACGAGAAUCAAUACAGACCGAGGGUGAGAAGCUACUGCCAUAUCCUACUACAACACUGUCAGUGACCUCUGCUAGUACAAGCUCAUCUUUGCUGGAUGUGGAAGUAGAUGAGCUGCCCUUGUCAAGUCGGAUUGAAGAUGAGCCACUUCAAGAAGAAGAAGAAAAAGAAGAAGAAGAAGAAGAAGAAGAAGAAGAAGAGAAUGGUGUCAGCUUACCAAGUCCUAAUUUACUGUCGGUUCCGGAAGACUUUGAUGACUUCAAGGCUGAUAAAGAAGCCAAACUGAAGGAGUGGUUGGAAGGGACUGACAACUCAAAAGAUCAUAGAGACAAAAGUGAUGCGAAAGGGCUUUAGGUUGACAACAUUCAGCCACUUCAAAAUUAUCUCUGGCUACAGAUUAUGUACAAAAGGUAUAUGGUGCUAUGAGAUAUUCAUUUUUGGUUCAAGGGUGAAGGUAAGAAAUGUCUUCUCAUACUUCUGUUGGUUCUAUAGACCUUGAACACCUCACUGUAGAAUUGUGAUACCCACAAGUGUACUAUUGAAAGAUAUGUCGAUUUUCAAUAGCACGGAUCUGCAGUCUCUGAAUGGAAAAUAGAAUCGGGCAUCUGCUUUCCUAAUCAGAGAGUUGUACCUUUUAGCAGCUUAGCAUAGCAUGUCACAAUGGCCAUGGAUGGCUCCAGAAGCUAAAUCAUUUCUGCGGAAGUGCUACAAAUGGAUUUGAUGCUUCUGCCCUUAAAGACAAGUUUCCUUAAAGACAAGUUUCCAGUUCUCGCAUUUAUUAUGUGGAUUAAUGCUGAAUGAUGGGAUAAUAGCUUUCAAAUGCACUUUUGCACUUUCGGUUGUUUAGAGAUGAUCGACGUUGGACAAGAUGCUUGAAGCGUGCUGGUCUUGGUUCUUUUUUUUUUUGAGCUAAUGUAAUAGAAGGAUAUUGGAGGAAUAAUGGAAUGAAAGACAAGAUCUUGGCUUUGAUUAUGAAAUAAACUUGAGA
Molecule: messenger RNA, 2006 nt
Organism: Corylus avellana
Lineage: Eukaryota; Viridiplantae; Streptophyta; Magnoliopsida; Fagales; Betulaceae
Source: RefSeq, a predicted model, not a curated record